AAAUUUCAACCAACAAAAUUUAGUUUUCUAACUCCCACGAACCCCAUUCUCAUUGCCUAUAGUUCUUCUUACCUUAUCCCCAUUAAUUAAUAUACAGCAUGUCACAAGACAACCAUAUAUUACAUAUAUAUAUACACACAUACAAAGCAUAGGCCAUCUCUCUAACUCUCUCUCUCUCUCUCUAGUUUCUCUCUCUAGUCUCUCUCUCUCUAGAUUGCAAGAAAAUUAAAAUGGAGUGUUCGAAGGUGGUGCCGUGCAUUUUAGCAGUAGUAAUGUUGUGGGGUAGUUUAGCAACGUGCGAUGUAGACAAGGACAAGGAAAAAUGCGCCAACGACUUGGUUGGACUUGCCACGUGUCUCCCGUACGUGAGCGGUGAAGCCAAGGCACCUCCGGUUGACUGCUGCACUGGCCUCAAGCAAAUUUUGCAGAAAAGCCCCCAGUGCAUCUGCUUGUUAGUAAAAGACCGAAAUGACCCUACCCUCGGCCUUCAGAUCAACGCCACCCUCGCCCUCGGCCUCCCCUCUCAGUGCCAUGCACCCGCCAACAUCUCUGCUUGUCCCGCUUUGCUGCAUUUACCACCAAAUUCACCGGAUGCCAAGGUGUUUGAGGACUUUGUAAACAGUGCCAAUAAAAGCAAUGCUACUUCAACUAGUAUUGCACCUGUUCCCGGGAGUCCAUCAGGUGGGAUGCCGACAACAACGGUAACAACUGCUGCUAAUCAGAAAAGUGGUGAUGGAGGAAACAAGAACAAAUUUUUAAACAUUGAAAUGAUUUUAGGACUCAUAUUCACAAUUAUGGUGGUACUUGAUAAAAUACCCAAUCUUUGAUUUAUUUCAAUUGUAUUUUCAUUUUUAUUUUCAUUUUUUUGUAUUAAUUAAUUAGUAUUUUCUUUUGUAUGAGUACUACUACUAAAAAUUUGUUUGUAUGUUCAUGAUUUCUAGAGAGAGAGAGAGGAUGCUAUUAAUAAUGUUCACAUGCAUGUAUGUCUGAAUUAAUGUAGUGGCUGCUUAUCUUUAAUUUGUCUCCAUUUUGA
Molecule: messenger RNA, 1033 nt
Organism: Erythranthe guttata (spotted monkey flower)
Lineage: Eukaryota; Viridiplantae; Streptophyta; Magnoliopsida; Lamiales; Phrymaceae
Product: non-specific lipid transfer protein GPI-anchored 14
Biological process (GO): lipid transport
Molecular function (GO): lipid binding
Source: RefSeq, a predicted model, not a curated record